AUGCAUCAUUAUCUUCCUGAAAUCGACUGUGAUAUUCCUUCCUUGGAUUUGCUGACUCUGGUGUUUGAGUCGCAGCAUUCAUGGGCUAGGGAAGACACAGUCAUCCACGCAGAGGCAGGAAAUGAGGCGAACAAACUCACCAAGCGUGAGGUUAGAAACCUAGUUCGCCGACUGGCUUUCGUCCUGAGAAAUGAGCUAGGCAUCGGCACAUCAGGCGCAGGCAAGGAUGUGGUCACAGCAGUUUGCUCGAACCAUAUUUUAACACCAGCUUUCUUCUAUGGUAUCAUUGGAAGUGGAGGAAUCUACUCUGCUGCAUCCACUGCCUUGACGGUGAUGGAGUUGUCCCGCCAGAUCCAGCAAAGCAAGAGCCGCUUGGUCAUUGCCACUGAAGACAUGGCUCCCAUUGCUAUUGAAGCGGCGCAGAUAGCUCAUGUUUCUCCGGAAAGGGUAUUGAUUCUUGGAUCAAUGCCCGAGCAGACCUUGAGUCCAGUUGUUGAUCGCAUGCGGAACUAUUUACAAGAAACGAGAGAGCUCGACUGGGAGAGAGUCACCGAUGACGAUGUUCUCACGACUCGAGUGGUGGCCCUCUUAUUUUCAAGCGGGACCACAGGCGUACCAAAAGGUGUCCGUCUCUCACACAAGAAUUUCGUCUCCGAGGCCCUGAUCACUCAGACCGCUAUUGGGACAUACCUUCAACGCACUGGGCGACAACUUCAUGUCGACUUCGAAUAUCGCACAAUCGCCCACCUGCCUUCCUGUCAUAUUUCGGGGCUCCAGGGCUAUAUCAUCAACGGCACCAUGACGGGGGGGACAGUAUUCUGGAUGUCCAAAUUUGUUUUCGAGGAUUUCGUACAGGCAGUGAGGAUGCAUCGGCCCACUUUCAUCUCCACAGUCCCGUCAAUUUACUUGCACAUUGCGAAGAGCCCCUCAGUUACAACCGAGUUCCACAGCCUCGAGCACGCUCAGGCAGGCGCUGCCCCCAUGGGUCCGGAGCUUCAAAAGCUGGCUGAGACAAAGCUCAAGUGCAAGCUCAGUCAAGCAUGGGGACUCACGGAAACAACAGGGGCGGUCACUUGGCUGCCUUGGGAUCGUGAGGAUAGCACUGCCAGCAUCAGCCAGCUUUUACCGAACACGCGGCUAAAGAUCGUUGACGAUGAAGAGAACACUGUUCCGGAUGGCCAGGCGGGUGAAAUUCUUGUGUGCGGCCCCAACGUCACUCUCGGAUAUUGGGAGAACCCUGAAGCCACGGCGGAAGCAUUCACUUCUGAUGGGUGGUUCCGAACUGGAGAUAUUGGUGCUCGCAAAGAUGGGAAAUUCUACAUCGUCGAUCGCAAAAAGGAGUUGAUCAAAUACAAGGGACUCCAAGUGGCUCCAGCAGAAAUCGAAGCGGUUCUCAUUGCUCAUGAUCAGAUCCGUGAUGCUGGAGUGAUUGGGAUACCUGAUCCUCGGAUUCCAGGUAAUGAGAUCCCGCGUGGGUUCGUGGUUCGCAAGCCAGGACACUACCUCAGCGAACAUGAGAUUAAGGAGCAUGUUCGGAAUCAGUUAGCUGGACACAAGCAACUGCGUGGCGGUGUCAGAUUCGUCGACCAGAUUCCCCGCAAUCUGUCAGGCAAGAUCCUCCGCCGUAAGUUGGCAGAGGCUGAAGAGCCAGGGCGGCCAAAACUGUAA
Molecule: messenger RNA, 1668 nt
Organism: Aspergillus candidus
Lineage: Eukaryota; Fungi; Ascomycota; Eurotiomycetes; Eurotiales; Aspergillaceae
Product: acyl--CoA ligase
Exons: 3
Coding region: 1-1668 (555 amino acids)
Biological process (GO): secondary metabolic process
Molecular function (GO): CoA-ligase activity
Source: RefSeq, a predicted model, not a curated record